Messenger RNA from Staurois parvus, 333 nucleotides. NCBI's taxonomy places the organism in Eukaryota, Metazoa, Chordata, Amphibia, Anura, Ranidae. The record is from the annotation of a GenBank genome assembly.
UGGGCACUAGUGGGUGGCAUUGGUGGGCACAGGUGGGUGGCACUGCUAGGCACAGGUAGGUGGCACUUCUGAGCACAGGUAGGUGGCACUGCUGGGUGGCACAGGUGGGUGCACUGCUGGACACAGGAGGGUGCACUGAUGGGCACAGGUGGGCGCACUGCUGGGCACAGGUGGGCGGAAUUGGUGUGUGGCUGGGCACCGAUCAUCAGGGCACUGAUCAUCAGCACCCUGAUGAUCGGUGCCGAUCCCCGCUCUGACAACUGGCGGUUUUCGGCAGUACUUUCCUCACGAUCUGACAGCGUGAGGAAAGUGCAGCCGAGAACCGGCAAUUGC